GGUGUGCCAUACUGACAUCCAUCUCGAGUCCUCGAGCACCUUCUUCAUAGCACUCAGCCUAGAGUAAAUCGUGUAAUUCAAAAAAAAAGAAGCAAAAAAAAAACUAAAACUUUAAUUAAUAAUCAUAAAAAAAAAAAAUUAAUUGUGAUUAAACAGUGAUGAAUACAGGAUUAUAAAGCGUAGGCCACGACGAGGUGGAUAAUUUUUUUUUUUUUAAUUUUUAUUUAUAUUUUUUUUUUGUAUUUCAUGUACGUAGGUAAAAGUGACAGUAUACCUAGUGGCUUUAAGUCUAAGUCAAGCCAGUUGCGGACGAGACAGUGACUGAGCCGCAACAUUUGUUUUAUUUAUAAAUUUUUUUUUUUUAAAACCAUUAAAAGUUAUUUUUAAAUUUAUGAAAAAGAAAAUUUAUCAUUUUAAAUAAUUCAUGUUUAUUUAUGUAUCUAUUAUUUUGUUUUUUUUGUUAAUUGAUUGAAUGAAUAUUUAAAUUAUUAAAAAUGAAGUUUAUUGAGAUAUUGUGUGUCGUUGGGGUUCUUGGACUAUCAAGUGCCACGAGAACAAAUUCCAGCACCAAGAGAAAAAAGGAAAUAAAUGAUCAAACAGGAGCAUCAUCAUUUUGGAAUCCAUCAAUUAAAAGUGGAAAUAUAUUAUCAACAGAUGAUUCACAAAAUUUUUUUACAUCAUCAAAUCUUGUACAAACACAUCCUGAUUUAUUUCAAAGUGGUUUUGGAGGUAUUGAUAAUCUUGGUAGUAGAGGUUCAACAGUACGACCACCACGUACACGUCCACUAGAUUAUAGUGAACGUGCAACUGCUGAAUUACGUAGAAAUCCAUCUUUAUCAGCACCAGAUGAAUGUGCACGUGCAUGUCGUGAUGGUGAACCACCAAGAAUAUGUUAUUAUCAUUUUACACUUGAACACUAUACUGUUCUUGGAGCAGCUUGUCAAGUUUGUACACCAAAUGCAACAAAUACAGUAUGGAGUCAUUGUCAAUGUGUUUUAGCUGAUGGUGUUGAAAGAGGUAUAUUAACAGCAAAUAGAAUGGUACCAGGACCAAGUAUACAAGUUUGUGAAGGUGAUAAAGUUGUUGUUGAUGUUGAAAAUCAUAUUGCUGGUAGUGAAGUUAGUAUUCAUUGGCAUGGAAUAUUUCAAAAAGGUUCACAAUAUUAUGAUGGUGUACCAUAUGUAACACAAUGUCCAAUACAAGAAGGAAAUACAUUUAGAUAUCAAUGGACAGCUGGUAAUUCUGGUACACAUUUUUGGCAUUCACAUACUGGUUUACAAAAAAUUGAUGGUCUUUAUGGAAGUGUUAUUGUACGUCAACCACCAAAUAAAGAUCCAAAUAGUAAUUUAUAUGAUUAUGAUUUAACAACACAUGUUGUAUUAAUAAGUGAUUGGAUGCAUGAAGAUGCUGCUGAAAGAUAUCCAGGUAGACUUGCUGUUAAUACUGGACAAGAUCCAGAAACAGUAUUAAUCAAUGGAAAAGGACAAUUUCGUGAUCCAAAUACUGGUUUUAUGACAAAUACACCAUUAGAAGUAUUUACAGUAACUGCUGGACGUCGUUAUCGUUUUCGUCUUAUAAAUGCAUUUGCAACUGUUUGUCCAGCACAAAUUACAUUUCAAGGACAUGGUUUAACACUUAUUGCUGCUGAUGGUGAACCAGUACAUCCAGUACAAAUUAAUACAGUUAUAUCAUUUUCUGGUGAAAGAUAUGAUUUUAUUAUAAAUGCUGAUCAACCAGUUGGUGCAUAUUGGAUACAGCUAAGAGGUCUUGGUGAAUGUGGUAUUAAAAGAGCACAUCAAUUAGCUGUAUUGAGAUAUGCUAGAGGACCAUUUCAACCAACAACACAAGCACCAACAUAUGAUCUUGGUUUACCACAAGGAAUUGUUCUAAAUCCAUUAGAUGCAAUAUGUAAUAUGCCACGAGAAGAUGCUAUUUGUAUAAAUCAAUUAAAAAAUGCAAAACAUAUUGAUGCAGGAAUAUUACAAGAACGUCCAGAUGUUAAAAUAUUUUUACCAUUUAGAUUUUUAUUUUAUCGUCCAGAAGAAGUAUUUCAACCAAAUACAUAUAAUCGUUUCUUAGUUGCACCAACUGGUGAUCAUGUUAUAUCACUUGUUGAUGAAAUAUCAUUUACAUUUCCACCAGCACCACCAUUAUCACAAAUAAAUGAUAUACCACCAGAACAAUUUUGUAAUGGUGAUAAUCGUCCAGCUGAUUGUGGUGAUAAUUGUAUGUGUACACAUAAAGUUGAUAUACCACAUAAUGCUAUUGUUGAAGUUGUUAUUGUUGAUGAAGUACAACAACCAAAUUUAUCACAUCCAUUUCAUUUACAUGGUUAUGCAUUUAAUGUUGUUGGUAUGGGACGUUCACCAGAUAAAAAUGUUAAAAAAAUUAAUUUAAAACAUGCACUUGAUCUUGAUAGACGUGGAUUAUUACAUAGAGAAUUUAAUUUACCACCAGCAAAAGAUACAAUUGCUGUGCCAAAUAAUGGAUAUGUUGUACUAAGAUUUAGAGCUGAUAAUCCAGGUUAUUGGCUUUUCCAUUGUCAUUUUUUGUUCCACAUAGUUAUUGGAAUGAAUUUAAUUUUACACGUUGGAACACACGCUGAUUUACCACCAAUACCACCAAAUUUUCCAACAUGUGGUGAUCAUUUACCAGCUAUAACACCACCACUACCAAUCAUUGAUAAUGCAAUUCACUGAUAUUAAUUAAUAAAAUUUUUUUUAUAAUUAAAAUACAUCCCUCGAUACUCAUAGCAAAAAAAAUUAAAAUAGAAAAAAAAAAAACCAAUUACUUAUAAGUGAUAGUUUAAUUGUAAAAUGAUAUUUAAAAAAAUGUUUUUUUUUUUUUAAAUAAAACAAAUUUUACAGCAUUUAAAUGAAAAAAAGAAGAAAAAAAAAAAAAACAACAAUUGACUCUUGACCGAGCAUCAGAGUCGAAAGACUAAAAAAUAUUUAUUAAAAAGACACAUGUAGACGUGAUGUCAAUGCUCCAUUUUUUUUUUUUUCAAUUAUUUUUCUUUGUGUAAGAAAAAAAUUGAAACUAUAUUUUUUAUAUUUAAAUAUAUAUUUUUGUUAAUAAUAUAAUGAAAAAGUUUUUUUAAAAAAGCCAGAGGGAACAAUGUCAACUAACACAUUACACUGUAAUUUUGUAAAUAAUCAAGAUUUAUAGAUAAAUAUUAAAUUUAGUUAAUAAUUUUUGAAUAAUUAGGAAAAUCGACAGGUUGACCAAUGAAUUCUUCAAAAAGAUAAGAAAAAAAUUGGCAGAAAAUUCAUUUAAAUAAUUAUUCAAUAAUUUUUACAUAAUAAUAAAACAAUUUAAAAAAAAUAAAUCUAGCCAUGGUGCUUCCCAAGGUUUUUUAAAUGUUAAAGCGAGCAUGUACCUUUUUUUUUUUUAUUAAUUAUUAAAGUAUGCUUGAAGAUUUUUAAUUUCUAAAUAGAGAUCAAUGUCAAAAGCCAGAAAUUUUGUAGAUAGAAUUUUAUUUU
Aphidius gifuensis is the source of this 3482-nucleotide messenger RNA. Its product is annotated as laccase-2-like. Gene Ontology annotation, biological process: iron ion transport. NCBI's taxonomy places the organism in Eukaryota, Metazoa, Arthropoda, Insecta, Hymenoptera, Braconidae. Gene Ontology annotation, cellular component: plasma membrane. Bases 495 to 2699 code for a protein of 734 amino acids. The transcript is spliced from 6 exons. The record is from RefSeq and is a predicted model, not a curated record. Gene Ontology annotation, molecular function: oxidoreductase activity; copper ion binding.